Molecule: messenger RNA, 702 nt
Organism: Canariomyces notabilis
Lineage: Eukaryota; Fungi; Ascomycota; Sordariomycetes; Sordariales; Chaetomiaceae
Product: orotate phosphoribosyltransferase
Exons: 1
Coding region: 1-702 (233 amino acids)
Biological process (GO): pyrimidine ribonucleoside biosynthetic process; 'de novo' pyrimidine nucleobase biosynthetic process; pyrimidine nucleotide biosynthetic process
Cellular component (GO): cytoplasm
Molecular function (GO): orotate phosphoribosyltransferase activity
Source: RefSeq, a predicted model, not a curated record
AUGGCAUCACUGGCUCCCCACAAAGCCGACUUUCUCCGCGCUGCCAUUGACGGCGGGGUGCUCAAGUUUGGCAGCUUCGAGCUCAAGUCGAAGCGCAUUUCGCCCUAUUUUUUCAAUGCCGGCGACUUUUACCGCGCCGACCUGCUCGAGUCGAUCGCGACCGCCUAUGCGAAGACCAUCAUUGAGGCACACCAGAGCGGCGCUCUCAAUUUCGACAUCGUCUUUGGUCCGGCUUACAAGGGCAUCCCUCUCGCCACCGCAACAACCAUCAAGCUGGGCCAGCUAGACCCGGCCACGUACGGCAAGACCUGCUACUCAUUCGACCGUAAGGAGGCCAAGGACCACGGCGAGGGCGGCAACAUUGUAGGUGCGCCUUUGAGGGGGAAGAGGGUUCUAAUCGUCGACGACGUUAUCACGGCCGGCACCGCCAAGCGUGAGGCCAUUGCAAAGAUCCAGAAGGAAGGCGGCGUGGUGGCGGGCAUUGUGGUCGCGUUGGAUCGCAUGGAGAAGUUGCCGUCGCCCGAUGGAGAUGAUACGAAGCCCAUGCCGAGUGCGAUCGGGGAACUCAGAAAAGAAUACAACCUCCCAAUAUUCGCAAUCCUCACUCUAGACGAUAUCAUUGAGGGUAUGAAGGGGCUUGCAUCGGAGGAUGAUAUCAGGAGGACGGAGGAAUAUCGGGCAAAAUACAAGGCGAGCGAUUAG